Molecule: messenger RNA, 3330 nt
Organism: Heteronotia binoei (common prickly gecko)
Lineage: Eukaryota; Metazoa; Chordata; Lepidosauria; Squamata; Gekkonidae
Exons: 14
Coding region: 185-2116 (643 amino acids)
Biological process (GO): telomere capping; telomere maintenance via telomerase
Cellular component (GO): chromosome, telomeric region; shelterin complex; telomerase holoenzyme complex
Molecular function (GO): telomeric repeat DNA binding
Source: RefSeq, a predicted model, not a curated record
CUCUUCCUGCUUCGCAUAAAUGUCUCUUGCAGGAUCUGGCACAAAGGCUGGCCUCUCGGGCUGUGCGCAUUGAAUUGUCGGUGGAAGAAGGAGCAACUGGUCAGAGGCACGGGAAUGAGGGCUUCUUUCCGCCGGCGGAAGGGAGCAUUUGGGCGCAGCUCGUUGCGGGGUUUCAGAAGCCGCUAUGAAUCCAGGGCGGUCUCCGUAUUGCUUGCGGGAGCGGAGGUCGCCGCGGCGCUUGCGUUGCGAUGCGUCGAGCCCGGAAUCAGACACUGAUGACAUCCUGCGGGACAAAUUCAGGCCCUGCUAUGUGGAGCCUUGGAUUGUGAAUCUUCUGUUGGAGUACAAUGAAUCAGAAGAAAAGCCAGAAGCUCAAUAUGGGCAAGUCGUAAAGGUUUUGAAUGAGGCAAGCCGUCACCGUCAAGAUGGGCAGGACCUAGCAGCUGUUGUGUACAUUGCAGAUGGGCGUCACUACAUCCACACGGUUGUUCCAGUUAGAGCCAUUCAGACGGCAAAAGACUUUCCUCCAAAGUCUGGGUUUUCCAGUAUUAUGGGCCAGUUCAUUGUCCUCCAGAAUUUUAGGGUGUGUGUUAAAGAGGCAGCCAAAGAGGAAGACAGUGGAUUCUACUUCAGACUUGAUUCUUUCUAUGUCACAACCAUGAAGAGAUGUGCAACAAGGCAGCAGGACUGCAAUCGGGAGCCAUCAGUGCUGCAGAAGAUAAAGGAACUGUGGCUAAGAGGCCUUUCUCUGCAGCCUUUGCCCAGCACAGAGCCAUCAUCGCUUUCUGAAGUACUGGGAGAAAUGAAGCAGGAUAAGCUCAGCAUCUUAAAACAAAAUGUUGAGGAUUGCUUCAGUUCAUUGGAUCCCAGCAGCCCAUUGAAUUCUGAGCAACUAGCUGUAUAUCCUGACACCAAAUGGCAGGCAGAACGCAAGCAAGAUAAGAUGCAGGGCCGGGACAUUUUUACAGUCCCUGGCAAACUCCUGGUGAUUGGUGAAGAAGAGGAGGCAACAUUUUCCAGGGCCUAUCCACCAAAGCCUUCUCACGUUGCUUCUGAUAAUGAAAGCAGUUCAGAUGAGGAUCACAGCACUGUAUCAUUUGUCAGUGCAGAAGCUGAAACUGUUGAUGGCUCCUUGGAAAACCCUUGGGACAUAUUUCCAGGGAUGACUUUGACCUCUUCCAAGGAAAUGUCAGACACGCAGCCCAGCCUUCCCAAUGCGCAGCAGAUGCUCCUGGCUAGCACUGCCGAGGUAGAGGAAGCCACAAGCUCCAGUAGCUGCACUCCAGAUGGCCUGCAGUCUUGUGAUCCUGCGCCUCACUGUAGUUUUGCUCAGGUUGAACCAGUGAAGGUCACCUCCCCAUCGCUGCUUCCUCCUUACAAAGAAAGUGCCAAUCAGGAAUCAAGAUCCAAAGCGCUAAACAGGGCACAUAAUACCAGCAUAAUAUCAGAUACUGAUGGGAGCAUUCCCUGUGACCAGCCAUUGAACAACUCACAUUCCCAUGCCAGUGUGCAUGGCCUCUCUCCUGUCUGCCCCACCAUUAGGAGCAACUUCCUUUCUAAGACUUCAGCUGGAGAUGUGGAAGAAAAUCAUCCAGUGCAUUUACAAAGGGAGACGGUGGUGUUGAGAGGAGCUGGAGAAAAAUCCAGAGAGACCUGCAGGAAAUGGGGACAAGCUAAAAGAAAACAGCUGACACCAGAUGAGGAGCAAUCUAUUGAAACUAUCAGCUGCAAAGCCCAAGACUUGCCUUCCGCAACAGUCUUUCCAAAAUCCAGUCGUUUAGAUAGAAAGGAAGUGGCUUGGAAGCCGCCUUUGAAAUUUGUUACAGAGAGCACACCCAAGAAAAGCCGGAUCGAUGACACCCUUGGCCAGCCACUUCAGGCAUCUGCUCAGUCCAGAUGUUCCACGAGGCACCUAGAAAAGCUGAAGGAGCGGACAGCUGAUUUCUGUGGGGGCCAGCUUGGAGCUCAACAACAGGAGCGUGUGAGGAGAACCGUUUCUCAUCAUGUAUAUCAGCCAGCAACAGCUGAACUUUGCUCCCAAGUACAUUCGACAAGGAUCUCGAAAGCACUGCUUGGAUGGGCACGCUGGGUUUGCAGGAACAGGCAGAAGCUGUAGUCUUGAAUGAAGCUUUUCGGGCCACUAGGGCUAGACAAAUACCUAUACUUUACUUUAAAGAUGUUAAUUUAAUGUUAAUCAGUCAUGAUACUUGAUACUGACUCUAAUGAAACCUAAGGAAAGAAAAUGAAUUCAUUUCAUUGUCUCAUCCAAGGGUUCUGUUUCCAAGAGAAGGCAGCUUUCCUAGGGGCUGAUUGGAUAGCAUUGUUGUCUAUGCGCACCCACCCCCACCCGCUUUUAACAAGUUCACCUAAAGAAAUAGGUAACAAAGAGAAGCCUAGUCAAUUUCUAGUUCUUUAUAUAUUGAAAAACAAAAAUGUGGAAGCAUAAGGGAAGUCCCUAUAUUUUAUUUCCUAUCCAGAUAGACUUUUCUUUUAAAAACCAUGGCUGGACCAUAUCCUUAGAAAUCCAGUCUUUCUCCACAGAUUGGCCAGAACAUAUCACCAUUUGGGCUUUCAAUAUAUGAUUCAGGUGACUUGUUUGUAAUGUGUAUUUUAAAAGCUGUGGUCACAGGCCAUAUGGCGAUAUGAAUUGCUCCACAAGGGUCACAAAACAGACAUGUACAAUAUUUCAAAUUAUCUCGAGAUAUUGCAUCUUCUCUGUCCCCAAGAUAAACCUACUCAUAUUAUUAAAUGACUGUCUUCUGUGCUCUCUAAUUUGAGCACUACCCAUUCCAUUUUGCUAGUAUCCCAGAACCAUAUUUUUUGGCCACAGGCUACAACUGAGUGGGGAUUUGUUGUGGAGAACAAUCCACAACUCACACUUACCCUGCAGCUUGUCCCAUUUAUAUGAUUACAAUCAUUUUUUGGGGGGUGGGGGGGUGGGCUUGGAAUAGAAGACUUCCUGCCUCCUGAAAAGUGCUGUGCAAGUUUAAUAAUUUUUUUCUGGCUUUCAGAGUUGUAUGAUUUGUUUCCCACUGAGGCGUUCUGUAAGAGCUGUAGAAUUAUCAGGGAAGUAGCAGCCCUGCUGGACUUAUUUAUGGUCAAGAAUAUUUUCUUGUGCUGAUGCAAGAGUAGAGCUUUAAUUGUUUUAAUCAUCUCCCCGUUUCAUUUAAUUACAAAAUAUUUCAUUUUGCUUACAUGCGUGAUAGAACGUUCUGGAGAGUAAAACAAAAUUAGAAAAACAACACCGCUCUCAUAGAAAAUAGACUUGUGCACCCUCUUUCCAAACUUGAACAUAAGUCAAAUGGGGGUGGAGACUGAAAUUAAAGGGGG